AUGGGAAAUAAAACAAAAGCUAACUCAGAAACUAAAGUGGCUAAGCCAGCUAGAUCUUUCCUCUGCUCAGUUUGUGGCAAGUGUUUUACCCAGAAUGCCAGUCUGAUUAUCCACCAGAGAACUCACACAGGUGAAAGACCCCAUGUGUGCAAAGUAUGCAACAAGAGUUUCAUCAGUAGUGCUUACCUCGUAAUGCACCAGAGAAUUCACACUGGAGAGCGUCCAUAUGUGUGCAACGAGUGUGGGAAAAGGAGAGUGCAUACAGGAGAGCGUCCCUAUGUGUGUACCGAGUGCAGCAAGAGCUUCCGCCACAGCUCUGAUCUCGUCAGGCACCAAAAAGUUCAUACCGGAGAACGGCCCUAUACCUGCACCGAGUGUGGCAAAUGCUUCUUCCGUAGUUCACAUCUCAUUAGACACAGGAGGGUUCACACCAAAAUUUAG
Molecule: messenger RNA, 441 nt
Organism: Staurois parvus
Lineage: Eukaryota; Metazoa; Chordata; Amphibia; Anura; Ranidae
Source: the annotation of a GenBank genome assembly